CAUAUAUAAUGUUAUUCUAAAAAUAAGUAUUGUUUUUUUUUAAUAAAAAUAAACAUUUUUUGAUAAUGUAUGUCCAAAGUACGAUAGCGCCACAGUAAUUCAGCAAAGUUAAUUGAUGUUAAAAGGAUGUUUGCUCUUAGAAGAUUUUUGAUCAAUAAACAAUUUGCUCGAAAUUAUGCAUCCGGAAAAAAAUUAUUAGAAAUUACACAAGAUGAAAGUACAGGUGUUCAAAUAAUAUCAAUGGCUAAACCACCGGUUAAUACCUUAAAUCUGGAAUUAUUAGAAGAAUUAAAAAGCUCUUUAGUAGAAGCCCAAAAAAGUAAUUACAAAGGCAUUAUUUUGAGUUCGUCAUUACCAACUGUUUUCUCAGGAGGUUUAGACAUCAUGGAAAUGUAUAAACCAGAUAUGGAAAGAUUCACUAAUUUUUGGCGUACUUUGCAAGAUAUGUGGAUGAUUUUAUACGGUUUAGAAAUACCAGUUGCUGCUGCAAUUAACGGUGCUAGCCCUGCUGGCGGAUGUUUAUUAGCCAUUUCUUGUGAAUAUAGAGCUUUUGUUGAUGGGAAACAUACUAUUGGGUUGAAUGAGACACAAUUAGGUAUCAUACCUCCACAAUGGUUUGUAGAUCCAUAUGUUGCUAUCCUUGGUGAAAAGCGCGCCGAAAGAGCUAUGAUGAAGGGUACACUUUUUCGUCCCAAUGAAGCUUUAAAUAUUGGACUUGUAGAUGAAUUGGUUAGUGAUAAAGCAGAAGCUAUUCAAAAAUGUCUAAAGUACAUAUCUUCUUAUGAUAACAUAUCUAAAUUGGCUAGAAACAAAAUCAAAUUAAAACUUCGUGGAAAAUCAAUUUCAUGGUUACAAAAAAAUCGAGAAUUUGAGUUAAAUGAAAUUAAACAAUUUAUUCAAUUGCCAAACGUGCAAAAAGGACUUCAUUUAUACGUUCAAGCAUUGAAACAAAAGAAAAAUUAAUUAUAUUUUAUGAUACAAGCGUUAUUGCUUAGAAGGAAA
Messenger RNA from Polistes dominula (European paper wasp), 1002 nucleotides. RefSeq names its product enoyl-CoA delta isomerase 1, mitochondrial. The record is from RefSeq and is a predicted model, not a curated record. Lineage: Eukaryota; Metazoa; Arthropoda; Insecta; Hymenoptera; Vespidae. Gene Ontology annotation, cellular component: mitochondrion. Gene Ontology annotation, biological process: fatty acid beta-oxidation.